Molecule: messenger RNA, 3206 nt
Organism: Oncorhynchus kisutch (coho salmon)
Lineage: Eukaryota; Metazoa; Chordata; Actinopteri; Salmoniformes; Salmonidae
Exons: 3
Coding region: 273-3206 (977 amino acids)
Source: RefSeq, a predicted model, not a curated record
GCUACAAUAUUGGUGAAUCUGGUUCCUCCUGCACGCUCACAUCUAAGAGCAUCCAAAAACUCUCCAGCCGGGAGUUUCAAACAUCAGCAAUACAAGCAGUGAGUGGAGUUCUUGCCAAAAAAGUCAGUAGUUUGAGCUUUCCUAGUUCAGUCAUUCAGUCUGAGUUAACAGGUGCUGUAUCAGGUCAAACAUUCUCUGGCAUUGUAAAGACAGAGUCAAUUCAACCAGUGGGCUCAGCAGCGUCAGUAGUUGUUAAGACUUUUGUGUCAGAUAUGAAGUCCUUGGCUGAAUCUGAAGAGAGUCCUCAACAGAAGAGUGCCUGGUCUGCUGCUGUUCACAUUUACCACAGCAUCCAAAACAACUUGAAAGAUUAUUUCGGCAAGCUUCAGCGAUGUGCCUUAAAGAGCAUUGUCACAUCUGAUGAUAACAUCACAAAUGCUGAGUUUAAGGAGACAGUUCCACUUCCUUGCUUAAACAUGAAAUAUAGGCCCAGUAAGAGUGAGCCUCAGUUGCCAGAGUCCACUGGUGCAGUUACUUUACAAAGAGGCCUAAGUGAGAGCUCAAAACUUCUUUGGGCAAAAACAGAGUCAGAAGAAAGCAAGCUCCUUCUGACAACUUGCACCAAAGAAGUCAUCUCAGCGCUUCUGGUCUUGUACAACACUGAGAUGUCAAAGGAGGACCCCCUGUACACUGUUGGAGAAAAAGGAUCAGGCUUCUCUAUUGAGAGAGAGAAAUUUGUAGAGGGUGUUCUGGCUCAGCUUGGGGAUAUCUCCCAUUCCAGGGCCUCAUCACCAAUAGUAUAUGAGUUCUCCUGUCAAAAUGAGGACAGCAGAAGUAAGGCCACAGCUUCUUUGACCAGUCUGUUCAAUUGUAUUAGAAAACUCUCAAGUGAGGAAUUUAAGAGAAAUGCCACUCAAGCAGUGAGUGAGUUCCUAGUUAAAAAGUCCACCAGUAGCUUAACUAGUGCACAGCCUGCUUAUUCUGUAGCAUCCAGGUCUUGUUCCAUUCAAAACCAGUACACAUGGUCAAAGGAUAUUUGUGCGGAUUCUGCUGCCUUUGGCAUCAUUGAAACAUUUGUGGAAGACCUGCAGAGCUCGGCGCAACCUGCAGAAGUAGAGGAGAGAGAACCUGACCUCCAGGAAAAUGCACAAAAGCUACAGAGCAGGAUCUGGUCUGCUACCACUAGUUUAUAUAACAAUAUUCAGAAGACCUUAAAGGACUUCAUCAUUCAUCAGCGGAGGUCAGACAUGCUGAGCAGAAUGUCUAGUCAUAUACCCACAGAGGACUCUGGACAUCUUGGGACUAAGGAGCACAUUUGUUUGGCAAGCCAGGACUUGAGGCAAGCUAGUAAGAGUGUGCCUCACUUGCACAGUUUGAACCUUGAAGUGGCUCUACACAUGGGUGUCAGCGAGAGUUCAAAACUUCUCUGGACUGAAACAGACGAGGCUCUACUGACCAAUAGUACCAAAGAGGUCAUUUCAACAAUCUUGACCUCAUGCGAGGAUCAGGCAUCAAAUGCACCUUGCUUCUCCACAGUAGGAAAGAAAAUAUCUGAUAUGUCCCUUGAGGUCAACAUGUUGGUAGGUGGUGUUCUGUCUCAGCUGAAGGACAUCUCCUUGUCAAGGUCCCCAACACCAUGUGAAGACAUGUUUGAACGUCUCCAAGGUUCUCCUGAGCGAACCUCUCCAGUAAGUCUAGAUUGCAGCACGGCUGCCUCCAAAGGCACUGCAUCUUCCCACAGUCUUUCAACAAAGAUCCUUCAAAAACUCUCUAGUCAUGAGUUCCAAACCAAAGCUGAGAAAGGAGUGAGUGAGGUCCUCUCUAGAUCAUUUAACAUUGUGGAGGAAGGCACAACAGAUAAGUACCUCCAGCCUGUAUCUACAUCCACCACAUCUACUGAUAUUAUACAAACCAUGGUGAAAGACCAGCAGGAGCUCACCCAGACCACCCAAUCAUCGGACAUGGUAUCUGGAACCUCCCUGCUCACCACUGGACAGGUUUCUGAGAAAAGGAUCUGGUCUGUUGCUCGUAACAUCUACUACAGUCUGCAAAGUAAGAUUACGGAGUUUCUCAGAAAAGAUCUUCAAAGAUCAGACACAACACUUGGUUCAAUCCAAAUCUUUACAUAUCAAAGCAGUCCUGCAUCACAAAGAGCAAGUCUCGGCCAUCUUGAGAUCAACCAGAGCAGUGUUACACCUGGAGGAAACGUUGCCUGUGUGGACAUUCCGCACAAAUUACUACCUAAAACCUCUGAGCUCUCAGGAUCCAUGCUGGAGGAUAUUGACACGAUCCGUUGUAGGAGUGCUGACAGCCAAAAUACAAGAAAUACCUCUUCACGCUCCUCCAUCUCUCUAACAUCUACUUCAAAAUUAAGGCAGUCGAAAUGGCACUUUGCCUUACCCGGGACUCCCAUCCCCACUGAGUUUCCUGCUCAGAUUGACUUUCCCAUUGUUAGAAACACAAUCAUUGAGGACUUCUUUCACACAGAGGACUUACUUCCUGUAACCUUUGUGGACAAAGUCAGGCAAGCUGCUGGGGUGGUAGUGGACAUUAUGGUGGAAAGUGUUGAGAACACACAGGAAGAUGGACAGGGUGCUUCUCAUCUUGACGACCUCCGAUCUGCUGUUAGGAAAUUGAGAAAAAUAAUUUCCACUUGGACCAUCCACAUUUUCAGUCAUGAAUUGGUGGAUAAAGUGAUAGCCCUUCAGGACAGCCACAGCACUCCACAGGUCUUAACAUUGGAAGCAGCCAAAAGUGCUUCAGACUCCAUUCUUUCAAGGCUGAAAUGGAGAAAGGAACAAUGUGCCAUAUCCAAGGAGCUCUCCUCUCAGCUUCUCCAGAUAUUUGCUGAAGAGACAGUGAAGGGCUUCCUGAGACAGUGGUCAGAUGAGUAUGAAAACAUAAACUUUGAUGUUUCAGUCCAGAACGAUCCAAAGACUUCUACUUGCAUGGUCAUUCUUCAAAUGAUCACCAAAGCCACUGCUAAAUGUUAUUUUGAGUCCACUACCAGCGUGGCCACCAGUGACAUUGUAGAAGGCGUGUUUGAUUUGGAAAGGGAUACCAUCAGCAGUACUGGAGAGCAGGUCCUCACCUUUAACACAAAGGGUUCCAAGAAAGUUAGUAAGAACCUCUGUCCUCAAGAGUCUCUGGAGUACCAGCCUCAGAACAUUUCCCCUACGGUGUACUUUACAGUGUCUGAUAAAUGA